AAGAAAUUCUUAGUGCCGAAAAAAUCCAAAUGCUUUUGACAGAACUUCAUCGUUGUUCAGACAAUAGCAUGGAUACAUUUAUUAAAAUACUCGACGAAACUGGCCAAAGAGAGGUUGUGGACAGACUAAUUAGUGUCAGAGAACAGAUGGUUCUGACAAGAAAUCAAGACAAUAUAUCUGUAGAUGAAUUGGAAAUGAGCAGUGAUUUUGAUCCGGAUUUUGAGGUAGAAGUGAAGACCGUUCAAAUUAUGGCUAAACUAGGAGCACAACCUUGGAAAGUGACACAGAGCCACUGCAGUCAUACAGACAAUAUACAUACUGUAAAACUAGAGGGUUGCAAUUCAUCAUACAGUGUUGUUGGAAUUGUUGUACCAGCCAAGAUGACUGAACACGAUCUGUGCAGAGCUGCAACAGUAUUAGAGGAAGUCAUGUGCUUUACAAAUGUAAACCUUGUUGUGAAGCAGCAUAAAGAUAAUCCAGAUGAAAUUAUAAUUUACUGCAUAAAAUCCGAAAAAUUGCAAGCAGUACUACUCGAACUAGCAAAUGAUGGCUUUACUAAUGGACCGACUAAAGUUCAAGAAUUUGGGUUGGCCGAUAGUGAGAAAAUCGAAAUAACAUUAAAUUGCUUCAGCUUGGAAGGCUAUGAAAACAGACCUUUAGUUAUGCCAUACUACUCUGGGUUAUGUACAGCAAUAUAUCGUGGUCGGUUAUGUGUCCUAGAUCCAGAACGACAAACAUGUUGCAAUCAGUACAAUGGACAACUGAAGUACAGAAUUAUUUCUGAGAAAAUAUCAAUGCAGAGGUCUGGCAAAUUGGCUAUUUAUUUACCGAAGCCAACAGAUGAACGAAUUGGAUAUUUUAGUUACACCUUUGACUUUGCAGGAAAAGCGUUGGCGAAAUAUUUAGCUUGGCAGCUGACACCGGACAAUGAAAUCUCUACCCGUUGGAUCAAAUUUGCCAAUAUAUUGGUGGCUGACCCAAACAUUUACAAACACAUCACUAAUAACAUUAGUAAAGAGUUGUGUAAAGCAGGUCAAAGGCAGACAUGUGAAGCAUUUCUUUUGUACUGGGCUGAUCAUUAUGUUAAACAUGAUGAAAACAAGUUAGAGAGAAUGGUUGAUAUUUUUGGACAUGAAACGCAAAAAAAAUCCGACGCAUUACAGUUCCUAAAGCCAUAUUGUUUAUCAGGUACCUUAUCCAAUGACAAUCUAAAGAAAAUGGCAUAUUGUUUAGCUGACGACUGGGAGAUCAUGGCAGAGAAACUGAAAUUAGAUAAAUCCAUAGUUUGUGAGAUAAAAGAUACUCAGAAGAAUCCGGUUAGACAGUGCUUGAAAAUGUUGGAUCUUUGGCGAUUGUCUGAUGUUGCUAUUAUAAAAGGAACAGAUGUUGUUAAACAUCUUUACAAAUGUGCAAAAGCUGCUGGCUGUGGCUCGAAACUUCUUAACUUGUCAGUUAAGCAUUAAACAAUAGUGCCGUCAUCUGUUGCGACCGUAGCUGAUCAAAUCCCAACUUGACUAAUUUACAUUAAGAAUUGUCUAAGUAUUGUUAAAUUUUCACAAUUUAAUAUUCCUUGUAAGUUGCAUUUCUGAAAAUAUUGACAAUGCAAUUUUCCAUGGAAACUCCUUUUACGGCUAAAACUGUACCACUUUUACUAUGAAGUUUGAAAAAAAUCUUAUCCUAGAAUUGAAAGUUCAUAUGCACUACAAUUUUUUUCAAAGGUUGAAAUAUAGGGCUGUGCAGCAUAUUUUGAACGUCUAUAUGCCCUGAACUUUUCAGUGUUUAAAUUAACACUAAUUUUCUUAAAUACCCCUACCUCGAAUUAAGGGUUACCUCAGAUUUUAAUGUAAACUUUAUGCACAUGUAUUAACUGGUAACAUUCCAAUGUAAUGUCUCUAUGCUAUGGAAAACAGAGAGCAUAACUGGGAACCAGUAUGUGAACAAAAUUAUUUUUUUAUGAAUAUUCUAAAUCUCCCCAAAAGAGGCGUGGUUUGAGAAACAGCUGUAUUUACAAAGUGCAACCUGUAAGAUGUACAUAUUUACAACUUACACCUGAAAAUAACAUAAAAGCAUGUCGGCUAAAGUUCAUCCUGCCAAAAUUAUUUGUUUUCCUGAGCAAUGUAUAUUUAGUACCAUUUUUAAUUCAUAAAAAGUAAGUAAAAACGGAUAUAUAUCUGUUGACAAAAUGUAUUGUGAUCAUUAUUC
Messenger RNA from Mytilus trossulus (common blue mussel), 2202 nucleotides. RefSeq lists its product as uncharacterized. The transcript has 7 exons. Bases 30 to 1463 code for a protein of 477 amino acids. Gene Ontology annotation, biological process: signal transduction. Gene Ontology annotation, molecular function: protein binding. The record is from RefSeq and is a predicted model, not a curated record. NCBI's taxonomy places the organism in Eukaryota, Metazoa, Mollusca, Bivalvia, Mytilida, Mytilidae.